AGCCGAUCAUUCCGCCUGGCCGCCCCUGCUGCUCUAGUGUAGAGUAGAGAGAGAGGGGGAGAGAGAGAGAGAGAGGGGGGGAUGGCUCGACGCAUCAGCAUCCAAAACACACGGGAGCGGUGCGCCACCGAGACCGGAGCCCCGGACCCACCCGCGGUAGCGUCACGCUCGCCGCUCCGCCGUCACGCCUCCUCGCCGCACGGCAGCGCCUCAGCCUCCGUCAGAGACAUUAAUCAUCUCUCGCUCCGUUUCUGCAUGUGAUUCCUUCACGAGGACUGGAGGGAAACUACCUGGACUGCGUUUCCUCAAUGAAGACCUUUGUCCGGCGACACCCGGCGCAGCGCCCCUCCUCUCCUGCCAUGGUGACAUGACGCAGCCCUUGGUGGCGCUGCUCCUCUCUCGCUCAUAGGCAAUCUUUUUUCUCGGGGGCUUCUCAAACCCCUCCAACACGUUUGCGCCGAAGCCUCCGGGAAACGCGGCGCGUCCCCCUUCCUCCGUUUGCGAUGACGGUGGCCGUGCGAUUCCGCCGCCACCUGCGCAGGCUCCUGCUGCUGCUGGCCUCCUGCUGCCUCCUCUCCCUGCUCCUCUCUGCCUACUUCCUCUUCACCAACUCCACCCCCUCCAUGCAGCUGGGACAGUCCCCGGAACCCGCCUGCUCCCAGCAGCUCUCCAUGUCGCCGUACCGCCAGCUCCCGUACCCGUACCCGCCCAACCCGCCCCACACGCACGUCCACACCGACCCAGUGGUGCUGGUACUGGUGGAGUCCCAGUAUUCCCAGCUGGGCCAGGACAUUGUGGCCAUACUGGAGUCCGCGCACUUUCAGUUCCGCAUGGAGAUCGCCUCAGGGAAGGGCGACCUCCCGCCGCUGACGGAAAAGGGCCGCGGACGCUAUUCCCUAAUCAUUUACGAGAACCUGUUGAAGUAUGCGCACGCCGACACGUGGAACAGGCAGCUGUUGCAUCAAUACUGCACCGAGUACAGAGUGGGGAUCAUCGGAUUCUACCGCUCCACGGAGAACUCGCCGUCGCUCCUCAGACUGCGAGGCCUCCCGCUCGUGCUCCGGACCAACCAGGCUCUGUGGGACUGCUGCGUCGUGUCCAGUUCGCCCCUGCUGCACCUGACCAAGCCCGGCACAGACAGAGGAGCCCUACCCGGGGAGGACUGGACCACCUUCUCCUCCAAUCACUCCACGUACCAGGCCGUGUUGUACGCCCGGCCCAGAGAGGGAGCGGGGGCAGGCAGCGGCGAUAAUCCGGCGCCGGGCUUCAGUUCAGGCCACCAGGCCACUGUGGUGCAGGACCUGGGACUGUACGACGGCGUGAGGAGGGUUCUGUUCGGCCAGGGACUGGGCUACUGGCUCCACAGACUCAUCCUGGUGGAUACCAUCUCCUACCUCACGGACCGGAAGCUGACUCUGGGGCUGGACCGACACAUACUUGUGGAUAUAGACGACAUUUUUGUGGGGAAGGAGGGAACGCGCAUGAACGCCAAGGACGUGAAGGCUCUCAUUGACACCCAGAAACAGCUUCGUUAUCAGAUCUCCAACUUCACCUUCAAUCUGGGCUUCUCUGGAAAGUUCUACCACACAGGCACAGCGGAGGAGGAUGAAGGGGACGACUUGCUGCUGAAGUAUGUGGAUGAGUUCUGGUGGUUCCCCCACAUGUGGAGCCACAUGCAGCCUCACCUCUUCCACAACGAGUCCUCGCUGCUGGAGCAGAUGGUCCUCAACAAGGAGUUCGCUCUGGAGCACAGCAUCCCGGUGGACAUGGGCUACGCCGUGGCUCCGCACCACUCGGGCGUCUACCCCGUGCACCUGCAGCUCUACGAGGCCUGGAGGCGCGUGUGGAACAUCCGGGUCACCAGCACCGAGGAGUACCCGCACCUCAAGCCCGCCCGCUACAGGAAGGGCUUCGUGCACAGCAGCAUCAUGGUGCUGCCCCGGCAGACGUGCGGCCUGUUCACGCACACCAUCUACUACAAGGAGUACCCGGGCGGCCCCAAGGAGCUGGACAAGAGCAUCGGAGGGGGGGAGCUGUUCCUCACCGUGCUGCUGAACCCGAUCAGUAUAUUUAUGACCCACCUGUCUAACUAUGGCAAUGACCGCCUGGGUCUUUACACCUUCGUCCACUUGGCCUCCUUCCUUCACUCGUGGACCAACCUGAAGCUGCACACGCUGCCUCCGCUGCAGCUCGCCCACAGAUACUUCCAGCUUUUCCCAGAACAAAGGAACCCACUGUGGCAGAAUCCAUGUGAUGACAAACGACAUAAAGACAUAUGGUCCAAAGAGAAAACCUGCGACAGGUUGCCCAGGUUCAUGGUUAUAGGGCCACAGAAAACAGGGACGACAGCACUUUAUCUCUUCCUACUCAUGCAUCCCUCCAUCUCCAGUAACUUCCCCAGCCCCAAGACGUACGAAGAGGUCCAGUUCUUUAACACCAACAAUUACCACAAAGGAAUCGACUGGUACAUGGAGUUUUUCCCGGUGCCCUCCAACGUGAGCACGGACUUCCUGUUUGAGAAGAGCGCCAACUACUUCCCCUCCGAGGAGACGCCGCGUCGCGCCGCCGCCCUGCUGCCCAAGGCUAAGGUCAUCACCCUGCUCAUCAACCCGUCCGACAGGGCCUACAGCUGGUACCAGCACCAGAGAGCGCACGAGGACCCGGCGGCGCUGCGCUUCACCUUCUAUGACGUCAUCAGCGCCCGACCCGAGGCCCCGGCCGAGCUGCGCUCCCUGCAGAACCGCUGCCUCGCGCCCGGGCUCUACUCCACACACCUGGAGCGCUGGCUCACGUUCUACCCAGCCAACCAGGUGAUGAUCAUAGACGGCCACCAGCUGAGAACUGACCCUGCAGCAGUGAUGGAUGAGGUCCAGAAGUUCCUGGGGGUCACUCCUCAUUUCAACUAUUCCCAAGCUCUUACGUUCGACCCUCAGAAGGGAUUUUGGUGUCAGCUGCUGGAGGGAGGAAAGACGAAGUGUCUGGGGAAGAGCAAAGGGAGGAAGUACCCUCCUAUGGAGCCGGAGGCGCGUGCGUACCUCUCCAGGUUCUACAGGGAGCACAACGUGGAGCUGUCGAAGCUGCUGCACCGCCUGGGACAGCCGCUGCCCUCGUGGCUGAGGGAGGAGCUGCAGAAGGUUAGAUAACCUUUGCGUCUACGAGCCAGGGUUAAAGGUCAAGUGGCCAAAGACCAAGACGUGAGCAGCAGCCAGCAACCUGACCUUCAGAUACACUGUCUGUGGCCUUUCAGGGAACCCUGAGGUGGAGACAAGGACGGGAUCCUCGUCUCACCUGGGAGUCGUUGGAGACUCUGAGGGAGCAGUGACCGCGGAAGCAGAAAGAGACUCUGAGGAGAGAAACUGGAUGAUGACCAGGACACGUGCCCAGUGAGGUGGGACUAAGCAGAGGAGCCACAUUAUUGCGACGAGGGGGGGCGAUGCGCAGACCCUGACCUGUGCUGAACUGCACCCCUGCAGUGACGGUUGUUGCGUUCCCGUGGAUUUUCACCCCUAAGUUAUGACGCCAGAGCAGCGCUGGUCAGCUGUUCCCGUAGGUUUGACUUUGCACUACGUUCUGCUACAUUACACCAAUCUCCGAACACAAAACCCACACGCGGCCAAUGUGGUUCGUUUUGUCUUUCUAUUAUUUUUUUUUUUACAGUGAGAGAGAAUAAAGAAAAGGUGCACAGACUCGGGGCGAGUGACAGACGGUUACUUUCUGUUAAAAUGUGAUUUUUCAAGGUGAAGCCAGUGUCUGGUUGCCUUGUUCACCUUUAAAGAUGUCACCUAUGGCUUUCACAGACUAGCAAUGAGUCACUGAAACAGGAUGCUUUGCCCGCUCAUUAUUUUCCUGUGACAAGCCAUGCAGCAUAAUAUGAUGUCUGUAUGGUAGAGCAUGGACUGAGCAGGCAGGAGAACUGACCAAAACAAGUCUGAUGGCGGUGAAAUUAAACUCUGGAGUCUUUAUGUAGCUGCUUUUGUUUUCUCAGUGUCUGAUUCGAAGACUCGACAUCCUUUUGGUUUCCUUCCUGAAACAUCAGCAUAUGUUGUUCAGCUUCAAUUUGAAUGCAACAACCUUUAAAUGUCAAACACAAAAACCAAAAUUAAAGAAAUGGAUAUGACAUAUAUCA
Messenger RNA from Betta splendens (Siamese fighting fish), 4126 nucleotides. It is a transcript of the gene ndst3, whose product is annotated as N-deacetylase/N-sulfotransferase (heparan glucosaminyl) 3. The coding region runs from base 504 to 3143 and encodes 879 amino acids. The transcript has 15 exons. Gene Ontology annotation, molecular function: heparan sulfate N-sulfotransferase activity; deacetylase activity. Gene Ontology annotation, cellular component: Golgi apparatus. The record is from RefSeq and is a predicted model, not a curated record. NCBI's taxonomy places the organism in Eukaryota, Metazoa, Chordata, Actinopteri, Anabantiformes, Osphronemidae.